Molecule: messenger RNA, 5475 nt
Organism: Lymnaea stagnalis (great pond snail)
Lineage: Eukaryota; Metazoa; Mollusca; Gastropoda; Lymnaeidae
Source: the annotation of a GenBank genome assembly
GCACCAUUUGCGUCUUCAACUGAUACAUUUAAGUUUCUCUCGUUGUUAUCGUCAAGAAAGUAAAGCCACAUUAAAAUGCGACUGACCUACGGUACGUAUAAAUAAAUCUGACAUAGUUGCCUGAAGAGAAGCAUCUGAAAUAAUUUUUGAUCAGGGUUGUUUUCUUUUAAAUCAACACUUUAAAAGCGGGCAUACAAUUGUUUAAACUAGGCCAAGUCUUUGCUGAAAAUAUUUCUUACAAUUUCAUUUCCCGAAACUGUAAGGCAUAUAUCGAUAGGUCCAUUGAGUGGGUGUACUGAGGCAAAGCCUGUGACCAAGCAGUGGUAGUCUUGUUAUCGGUGUAGAUAUUGUAAGCUCCAUGACGCGACAGUCAACCCAGUCAUUUACCUGCAUAUGAACCAGGCUAGACGUUUACAGCACUUACAUCAAGGACAUAACAUUUGGGUAAGUUUACGGCAUUAUAUAAGGCUGUCGAAGGUAAGCUACGCUUAAAGGUAACUAAUGAGAUCUGUUUGGUGGGGUUUAAAGAUAAGUAUGACUUUCGGUUAAAGUGAAAUAUUGUUUUCAAAGAAGCAAUGGCUACUUACUACUAGCACUAAAGGUAGCAGUCCUUCGCUCCUUGUCUUAGAUUCUCCUGUAUUGUGUUUGGUCAACAAGUAAUUUCAACAUAUUCGUGCCUGCCGUCAUCCUAUAUUAUUUUUAAACAUAUUAUUUUCUAAAAUCAAUAUCUGUUGAGAUCCCAUAUCUGUUGAUUCCUACAAUAAAAUCACGAAUAAAGAGUAUUUAAUAUAAGAUGUUUUACAUCUAUGUUCUACUGCAUUAAAUGUGAAUGAUCUUAUUGGUGUCAGAAGGAGAUCAAAGUUAUUUCCCAAUUCUAACUCAAGUACUUUUAAUGUACGAUUGCCUUUGAAAAUACUUUUUUUUUUCAAUUCUUUUAAAUUGUAACGUUUAUGAUCUAACUACUAUUUAGCUGUCCUAGGUAGUGUUCUAUCGAACCCGUUAAUGAACUUAAUGAAAAGUAUCAUAUUGGAGUGUUUCCUUAUUUAAAAUUAGGUGUCAUUUACUCCCGUAAUAGAUUAUGGGUUUUAUUCUUGUAACAAAGACGCGAAACGCAGGCGAUUCAAUUGCAUAUGUGCUUAUUUUUUUACCUUUUGUAAUAGAUUAAAAAAUUUUGGAAAAGGGUUGGGGGGUCUUUAGAAUCAAAGAUUGGUCAAUGGGAUUAAUCCGUCAUUGAUUGAUAAUCUUGUGUUUUUAUCGCGAGUAACAGCAGUUAAAUGGAUUUUUCGGACAUUGUAGGCAUAAAGAUACACAUAUUCAAAUCUGGCAGAAUAGAAACAAAGGAUCCACCAUAUUGGAAAUACAUGAAAUGGCAAAAAAUCAUAACGCAACCGAAGACAAGUCAGCUACAGACAUUAGGAUCGUCCACCAUCUUGGAAAAGAGCUGAGAGCUCCGUUCGAACAAAGGGCCAGAAGGUGCUCAAGAGGUCAUCGUACUCUCAAGAACAUAACAGCUUUCCUGGCAACAUAAUGAUUCACCAGACACCUUGAUUCAUAUCAAUUUUAAGGAACAAUGAAAGACUCAAAGACUUCCAAGCCUGACAACAAUAUGCAAUGCUACAAAAACUAAUUUUAAUUUAUUUGCAUCAAUAAAAGUUGAUCAACGUAUGUAAAUGUAGCAUUAAAUUUGUGUCGGCAUUCUUAAUCUAAAUUUUUAAUUUGCUUUAACAUUAUUAUUGUUUCGUUUCCUCGUCAGGGUUAGAGGUCAUGGAUAUGAGAACAGUGUAUCUGUUAGCAUUCAUCAUUACAGUGAAAUUUUGCACUGCAUCUCCAACGCAAAAAGAUUUUGUGUGUCAGAAGGGUCAGUAUCUAAUUCCAGAUGCAAGCAACGGGCCAUAUUGUCAACGGUGUCCAGAUGGAGCGUACAUUCCAUUUGACAACCACAAGUCACAGUUCUGCACACCGUGUACCCAGGCGGUGAAGUAUGAACACGAGAUUGUGCUACAAAACUGUACCACAACGCACGACACGGUCAUUGGCUGCAUCAGAGGUCACUUCCGGGUUGAAAACUCAGUCGGGCCGAUCAAGGAGGGCGAUUGUUACAAAUGUACGGACUGUAAGACCCAUAACAUGUUUGAAGUAAGGGCUUGCGAUGAGACAACUGAUACAGUGUGCUGUCCACGGCCCGGAAUGAUGGUGAUCACUGAUGAGCACGGGCACCAUUGUUCGUGAGAAUCAUGUUUCAGCGUAUAGCGGAAUCCAAUGUUUACGUAUACAUUUUAUAUUAUGCGUGUAUUAAGAAUAAAUCAAAUCUAUGUACAUUGUUUCUUUUCGGUGUUUCUUUUGGUUUUUUUAGGGUUACUGACAUGCGGCCCGCAAAGUGCUGACUCGCGAUCAAAAUGGCCCGUGGAGAUAUUUGGGUUGGUUUCCCUGGUAUAGGCUUUAUGUAUAUUUCCCCUAUCGCAAUGAGAUAGAACAUACUGAGGAUGUUUUUGCAGACAACUCAGAAUUUUUUGCUUGGACCAGAAGUAGGAGGGUUUGUUUUUUGUUUUUUUGACCUGCUGUCUCCAGGAGAGUUUCCAGAUUAAUGGGCUAUAAACAGACGUUAUUUCGUUAUAUUUAAUUCAUUAAAUUCGCUUAUUUCUAAUUGGCUGUGAGCGCACCAGUGAUAAUUCAUUAGCUCUAUGCACCGGUAACAAACCCAGCCUAAAUGACGCCUGUGGGGGUUGUCCCAAAAAUGUGCAACCCCAACCCCAACCCCAACCCUAACCUGCCUCAAAUUUUCAGAAGACAUAUUUUCGGUCAGCGUAAAUUUCUGCGCGAGAACUUUGAUUCAAGCAAAAAUUUUCGACGGAAGUUUGCUAGAACGGAAAUUAAUUCGAACUUAGAUUUGAUCGAAAUGAUUUUUUCUUUAAAUUUAAAAAAAUGGGAGAAAUACAAACAAAAGACAAAUGUUAUUAACAAGCUUACAUUUUCCCCAUUACUUACUCCCAACUAGCAUUAAAUUGAUCAACCCCCAACAACAAAAUUUUCCGUAUAUAUCCUUCAUAAAAUGUAAUAUAGAUCAAGGGGGGAUGGGGCUGAAAAUUUGACAAAACAUACAUUCGAGUAACGCACUUUAUAAGAAUCAAAAUUAGUCCGCCCCCCACCCCCCAAAGCUCGCAAACGCAAUUUUUUUUAACGCCCCUGAACUAAUUUUUUUUUAAAAAGAAUCUCAUUUGGCGCAGCUAUCGGUAAUUUUCCUUCAUUUCCCCUUGAAAAACAGGGAGCCUGAGCCUCGAGUAACUUAUUAUACCAGGCAAGUAUGUACCAAACUACGUUCAUACUAAGUAGUGAUGUUCUUCAUAAAUGAACCUUAUAAAACAUAUACGUAUAUGGAUACAUAUAUUCACAUUUUUAAUUGUUUUUCAUUAAAAGCAGCCCCUUGUUAAGAUUUACUAGAAACAUUAGCUUUCAAAUACAGAUUUAAAACUAGAAUGUUUGCGACUUGUUUGCGAAAGACUGAAAAACUCAUAAUAUAAAGUUUUAAGUUGUUGUUUUUUAUCUACAGGCUAUCACACCUCAUUAUUCGCUAGUUAACAAAAACAUUAUUAUCUAGGUAUCUAUUAAACAACUAGAGCAAUGGUUCUCAACCUUCCUAAUGCCGCGAUCCUUAAAUAUACUCAUGUUGUGGUGACCACCAACCAUAAAAUUAUUUUCGUAGCUACUUCAUAAAUAUGUGUUUUCCCAUGGUCUUAGGCGACCCAUGUGGAAGGUUUGUUUGACACCCCCCCCCCCCAAACCAAGGGGUCGCGAUCCACAUGUUGAGAACCGCUGAACUAGAGGCAAGUGUAAAACAUCCCAAGUAAUGGUGACCACCAACCAUAAAAUUAUUUUCGUAGCUACUUCAUAAAUAUGUGUUUUCCCAUGGUCUUAGGCGACCCAUGUGGAAGGUUUGUUUGACACCCCACCCCCCAAACCAAGGGGUCGCGAUCCACAUGUUGAGAACCGCUGAACUAGAGGCAAGUGUAAAACAUCCCAAGUAACUUUAACAUAGUUUUUCAGACAUUAAUGACCAUAACAACUAAGCAAUUAUAAAAUCAACUCUUUCAUAGUUAAAUUCAGUAUAUAAAUUUAGUAUGUGCAUACGUUUAUUUAAAUAUAAAAAAUACGAGGCUAGUUUUGCGAAUAUAAUUUAACUCAACUAUCAAAUUUUUCUCCAGUUGACAAUUUUUUAAUAGAAAUGAAAAUGUUGGCAUAUAACCAGUUUGAUCAAUUGUAAAGCAUCGAUAAAUUGAUGUGAUGUUCAUUCAAUAACCGUACAUAUAAUGUAAUACUUUAUUGACAUUAUUGAUACCUCACUUGUAAAUGUUGUAUUAUUUUAAUCAAUGUACAUCAAUAUUUAAAAAUUAGUCAGUUUUAUAAUAAUUUUUAAAAAAUUGUUUAAAAUUAUCAUCGAAAUUAUACAAUAAAUUUUGAAUAUGCUUUUUAGUGAACCCAUUUUUAACAUUAUUUUAUUGUAGCUCUCAUAAUGUUUCUAGUAUAGAAUGUCUCAAUAAAUGCAUGUCAAAAAUUAAAAAAUAGUUAAUUGUAAGACAGUCAUAAAUAGAUAUAUUGUAUAUAAUUUCUUCCAAGUGCCAUCUUCGGGGUGACGAAGGAUUAAUUGUGGACUGCUGUAUUAAAUUAGGGGUUGCCAACCGUCCCUAGAUUUUCCGACAUGCCGUAAGAAUCUGGCAUUAAACGUCCGUAAAUCUCCAUAAAAAAUUUUAAGGUGGCCGUAAAUAAUAGUACAUAGUACACGCAUUUUUUUUUAAUCGAAACAACGCGGAAUAUCUCAAUUUUAGUGGUUGCUUCUUAUUUUAAUAUGGAAACUUCAAAUAUCAUAAUAAGCUGAAAUGCAAAACUGAUGAGAAUGCGAUACAGUGAAAUAACUUUUUUUUUCAGACCUUGUGGUCCAAUAACAUUGAAUAAAUAGAGUAGUGGUUCUCAGUUCUCAGCCUGUGAGUCGCGACCCCUUUUGGGGGCCUAACGACCAUUUCAUGUGGGUCACCUAAGACCACCGGAAAACGCAUAUACUCUACCGUUUUGAAGUAUUAACGAAAAUAAUUUUCGGGGGUGCGGGUCGCCACAAAAUGAUGAACUGUAUAAAAGGGCCGCGGCAUUAGGAAGGUUGAGAACCACUGUAAUGGAGUCAUUCACAAACAUUAAAUAUCAUAUGAGUACGAAUUUUUUUAAAAAUUAACUUUGAAAAUUUAUUUUUGAAAUGUGAAACUAAAAUAUUUCUUUUCCGUAUAAAUGUGAAGAUUUAUAUCAUAUGUCCGUUUAUAUUUCAUUUGUUUAAACUUUAUAUAUAUUUUUCUUCUGAGUUUCAUUUUCAUCCACGAAGGUUACUAAAAUAUGUCUUUUUAUUUUAAUUAAGCAUAUAAAAUGGCAUGUUAGUUCAUUGUUUUUAAUACUUAUAUUACUUAUUUUACAAACUUCGCUUCGUGAUUUUAUUCC